GGUCCCAGUUACAGGGAGAGUUUUGGGAGCGGAGUGGAUGAGGAGAGGCAGAGAGAGGAGGCAGGAGGGAUCCCGCGUACGAACCGUUGGGGCCAAAAGUGACGACACAUCAAUCUCAGGCACCUUCUUGAUUGGACAUUGGGACAGUUGGUGACAUGAUGGCGCAAGUUCUACAUAUGGAGGCCCACUUCCCAGGGAAGCCGGGUCCUCCCUCUCUCUCUUCUAUGAAAGACCCAGAAGCAGCCUAUUCGGUGGAGACGCCCUACGGUUACCGCUUGGAUUUGGAUUUCCUCAAAUACGUUGACGACAUAGAAAAGGGCCACACUAUAAAACGAGUGCCAGUGCACCGCCGGCCCCGCUAUGGAUCCCUGCCCCGAGGCCCUGGAUACACAGGCUCAUGGUGGACCUCUACGGAAUCCCUCUGCUCCAAUGCUAGCAACGACAGCCGCCAUUCUUCCUACUCCUACUGUGGCAGAGGCUUCUACCCAGCCUACGAGAGCAGAGGUGGGGCCCAGGCACCCCAUAACUUUAAUCCAAGGGUGGAGAAGACGCUGCUCGAUGCCAGUAAGAAGUUGGAGGCAGGGCAGUCUCGCCCUCUCAGCUUGGGAUGCCGCUCCACCAGCUCUCUGUCUACUCAGUCUCUCUCUCGCUUUCCCUCAACCUCAUCCCAGCAGAUCUCUUCUUUUACCCCUCUAAGCUCUGGGAUGUCCACCCCAGUGUCUCCGUCGCCGGCCCAGCUUCAACAUGUGCGCGAGCAAAUGGCGGUGGCACUCAAGAGGUUGCGGCAGCUUGAGGAACAGGUGAAGAUGAUCCCCGUCCUGCAGGUGAAGAUCUCUGUUCUCCAAGAAGAGAAACGCCAGCUCAGCGUCCAGCUCAAGAGCCAGAAAUAUCUUGGGCACCCAAGGGGUAACAUUAGGGGUAAGGACAGAGGUGAGCUAUACAUCGAGAUCCCAGAGGAAGAGUCAAAGGUGGAGAAAGAAGAAGGUGAAGAUAAAGUAGCUGGUAAGGAGGGACCUGAAAAGGAAAACAAGAAACCGGAAGGGGAAAUCAAAAACCCAAAGGAAGUGUGUAAGAAAGAGACGGUGGAAAACAACAGUUUACCUGGGAAAAGAAUGUGCAGUGUUGGGGUGUGGGUACGAGAGACGGACUUUGCCCCACUUCCCAUAAGGCAGCUAGAGGCGGACAAGCAGAAGAUGCUGGUCCAGGCUCUGUCGGCCAAAAUAGCAGUGCUUGAAAAGCAACUUGGCCGGGCGUUAAUAGAAGUGCAGAAUGCCAACCGCAAGUUGGAGGAGGCAGAAAGGGCAGGGAGAGCAGAGGAGGCGGCAAAGAGGGAGAAGAAAGAGGAGGUGCGGGCAGAUGCUGUCAAAGUGGCCCGGGUGGAACGGGGGAGUGAAGUGGUCUCCAGCACCAAAGUCGGGCAUGGGGUCCAGCCGCAAAGAGCACGAGACCUGGAAUGGAGAGGAGCAGCAAAAGCAACAGACGGAGAGGAGGAACGAGUCUACAAAAGCAAAGAGGUGGUGGAGAAGCCAUUGCUCUCUCCCUCAGGACCAGCUCCCAAAUUCCAUCUGGUCAAAAAAAUCAGCAUCACUGGGCACUGCUCUACAGAAGAGCCUGCAACAGAAGGAAAUACGGGCGGAAUACUGGCCCAGACAGCUACGUGGAGUCAGAUGAACGUGUCGGGCGCUGCGGCAGGGAGGGAAGGAGAUGGCACAGACCCAACCAAGGAACAAGAUAAAGGCAAGAGGAACGCACAGGAAGAUCCACAACCAAAACCGGCCCAGUUCCCCCGGCUGAAUGGAGAAAUGGACUCUGCCUCCUCAGAGGAUUCUGGGACUAUGGAGAAUCCAUCAGACAGUGAGAGCACAGAGAGUGAAUAUCAUGAGGCGAGUGAGGCAUUGGCGGGGGCACAGGCUGAGCUCCACUCGUUAGCAGCGGGUAACAGUGAUACCCCAAAGGAACCAGAGAGAGAGCAACCUGCACCCACAGCCAUAGUGUCCCCCCCCAAGCCUACUCCCAGGGUGGAGCUGAGCAAUGUGCUGAUUUCGGGGUGCGUGGCCCUUCAGAAGUCUCUAGAUGAAGGCACAGCUCUUCCAGAAAUGGAGAAGUCAGCGGCGCACAGUGUGAUUUUGCAGGAAUGGAUGAAGAUACUUCGGCAGAAGGAUGUGGACCCGGCUGUAAUUCGCCACCAUCUAACAGUGUUCCGCGCCAUGUCCCCACGUUUGCUGGAGGUCAUCAUAAACAUGGCCGACGCCAAGGGGAACACGGCAGUGCACUAUGCUGUGUCUCAGUCCAACUUCACUGCGGUCAGGCAGCUCCUGGAUACAGGCCUAUGUGAUGUGAACAGACAGAAUAAGGCCGGAUUCACUCCCCUCAUGCUCACAGCCCUGGCGGCUUUUCGAUCUGACGAAGAUAUUGAGACGGUCACGCAGAUGUUGCGUCUGGGAGAUGUGAACUGCAGAGCCAGCCAGGCUGGGCAGACUGCUUUGAUGUUGGCCGUCAGUCAUGGGAGGUUGGAUGUGGUUCGGGCCCUGCUGGCGUGUGGAGCAGACGUCAACAUACAGGAUCACGAUGGCUCCACGGCACUUAUGUGUGCAUGUGAACACGGCCACGCGGAUAUUGUCAGUCUACUCCUGGCUGUACCUGCAUGUGAUGUUUCACUCACUGAUAAUGAUGGAAGUACAGCUCUGUCUAUUGCGCUGGAAGCUGGACAGAAUGAUAUAGCAAUGCUGCUAUCUGCACAUAACUCCAAGAUAUCCAAUCAGGAUGAAGGAACAGACCCUAAACGCCAGAGAGUGAACCCAUCAGAUGAAUCCCAAUAAGAGGAGGAAGUGGGUGAAGCUCAAGUGGGGGCCACAGAGACACUGCAUGCCGUCCAAAGCUAUAAGUGGCCCCUGUAAUACUGCACUGCAAGAACCACUAGGAUUUUACACUCGGCUUCAGCACCAUGGAGAGAGGGGGGGGGGCUUAGGGGACGGGAGAGAGGAAGUGAGAAGCUAAAGCAAAGCAAACAGCCAUAGAGUAUUGGGGGGGGGGGCUAAGGGAAAGCAGAGAUGAGUGAUGUACAUAAGGGAAAUGAGGAGGUAAUUAGAGAAAGAGAAUGGAAGGUUAUUGGAGAUGUACGAGAGGCUGAGAAUGUAGAGAGAGGAGUGGGAUCAGGUCUGAGUUUAGGAUUGGUGGGGCUCAUAGUGAAACAGUUACUGUGUUGGCGCCGGUAUUUAUAUCAGGUAUCGCCAACCUCUUGCCCUCGAGCUGUUGUUGAACUACAAAUUCUAGAUCCCCACCAACACUAAGGCUGCUGGGAAUUGUAGUGCAACAGCAGCUAUAGGACCAAAGCUUGGGCAACAAUGCUAAACAGUGCGGCUCUCCUUACUGAACCUGCUGUUCCACCGGCCAGUCCCAGGGGGCGCUGCUUGUUCAUUUGAGGCACAUAACUCAGCUUUCCUGCCCACAUUCAUUGCUACUUUAUUUGUAGCCCACAGGGGCAGGACUGGACACCCCAGGAAGCCGUGGCCAUGACUUCAAGCUAUUAAAUGCUUUUAGCAUAGAAACACUGAGGGCAAAAUGCCACGUGCCACACCCACUGCAGCUGGUGAGAGCAGGACCCACAGGGGCUAGAAGCCCUGUGAUUGGUGAGUUAUGUUCUGGCGGGAAAGCCCACUCUCAAGAUGAAAAGGGGGUGACUGGGAGCUGUACUUAGAGUGAAACGGUAAAUGUUGAAAAGAUUGAGAAUGUGAAAAGAAGACAGCGGAGAGAGGUGGGAGAUGCCAUAGUAAUAAACAGGGUGAUGCCCUCGGGUGGGGGAAAAGCGUCGCCUCUCUCCUCUUUACCAGCCAGUUAAGCUCAUUCCAUAGGAUUCAGCAAUAAUACUUACAGACUAUCGGUUGUUAUACAGGCACUGCAAUUUAUAUAUUUUUGUUAUGCAUACUUAUAUAUGUAGAGAGGACUCUCUAUCUGUAUUUUAUAAAAACUGUAUCGCUAUAUAUAUAUAAAUGUAAAGAAUAUAUAUAUGUAC
This is a messenger RNA of Xenopus tropicalis (tropical clawed frog), 4012 nucleotides long. RefSeq names its product KN motif and ankyrin repeat domains 2 (gene kank2). NCBI's taxonomy places the organism in Eukaryota, Metazoa, Chordata, Amphibia, Anura, Pipidae. The record is from RefSeq and is a predicted model, not a curated record. Bases 156 to 2819 code for a protein of 887 amino acids. Gene Ontology annotation, biological process: negative regulation of actin filament polymerization. The transcript is spliced from 13 exons. Gene Ontology annotation, cellular component: mitochondrion; cytoplasm.